This is a messenger RNA of Diabrotica virgifera virgifera (western corn rootworm), 2920 nucleotides long. RefSeq lists its product as uncharacterized. Lineage: Eukaryota; Metazoa; Arthropoda; Insecta; Coleoptera; Chrysomelidae. Bases 64 to 2865 code for a protein of 933 amino acids. The transcript is spliced from 4 exons. The record is from RefSeq and is a predicted model, not a curated record. Gene Ontology annotation, biological process: dephosphorylation. Gene Ontology annotation, molecular function: phosphatase activity.
UUUAUAAAUUCUAUAGUAGUUUGUUUUUAAAGUACAAAGAAAACGUGUCUAUGUUUCAGAAAAAUGAAAUCAAAAUUAGUUUUUUUAGUUAUAGUAGUUAUUCUAGUGACAAACUUAAGUGACGCUAAGCCAAGAGUGAAAAGGGAUAUUGAAAUAAAUCCCGAAGAUAUAAAACUUAGUGAAUCUUUUCCUCCUAGUGAUAAAAAGUGGUCUUGGUAUCUUAGUAGAAGAGGUAAAAAUUCCCAACGAAGUGAGGACUCUGAAGAAUUGUAUAAAGACUUGACUGUGGAUAUUGAACCUAGAAGUACCAAAUGUGAUGAAGCACAUAUCGAACAUCAAUCAAAGAAAGAAAAGCCUGAGUCUGAAGAAGUUUCAGAGAAAAAUCAAAAAGAAGAAUGGAGAUGGUACGUAAAAGCCAAACCUAAUGACAUAUUAGAUACAGAUACAAGCUUGGAGAUUGUAACCUGGUAUCUUAAACAAAGAGGUCGUACAAUAUCACCACAAAGAUUAAGAGCAUCAGAGCAUAGAACUUCUAUUACAAACUCACAUAGAAAAACAUCUGAAUCUAGCACAGGUUUUACUAAAUCAAAUAUAAUUAAUAAUUCCACUGAGACUCACAAUCCUACUACUAUUGGUUCCAAGUCCCAUACAACUAAUAAUAUUUUAGAAAUAGAAGAAGAUGUAACAGUUAAUCCUUGUUUAAAUAGCUCUGUAACCGUCCAAACACCAGACAUCGUCAAUAAAACUGAAACUUUGAUUUCAAGGUUGACUACAACUGGUAUUCAAGAAUCUACCCAAGUUAAAACAUCGGAAGCUAACAAUAUAAAUACACAAGUCUCAAUCAACGAAACCACAACAGACAUUAACAUAAAUAAAUUAAAAACGGUAAAAGAAGCCCAGACAACUUCAAAGCCUGCUACAAAAGAAUCCACAUCAACAACAGUUCUUGUAACAGAAGCUAAGACUAUAAAACCUUCUAUAAGACAAUCCAGACCAACAACAGUUGUCCAAACCAAAAUUACAGAUGUAAAGCCUUCUACGAAAGCAGAAGCAGCAGAAACUACGACAACAACAGCUGUAACAACUGAAGCUGCAACUACUACAACAACAGAGGCUUCAGAAAUAACAACAAGAGCUAAAAUAACACAAGAUACAACAACAACAGCAGCUUUUUCAACAGAAGCUAAAACAACAGCUGCUGUAACAACUGAAGCUGCAACCACUACAACAACAGAAGCUGCAGAAAAAACAAGAACAGUUAAAACAGCAGAAGAUACAACAAGAACAACAACUGGUACAACAGAAGCUAAAUCAACAGCAGCUGUAACAACUGAAGCUGCAACUACUACAACAACUGAAGCUGCCGAAAUAACGACAACAGUUAAAACAACUGAAGAUACAACAACAACAGAUGUUACAACAGAAGCUAAAACAACAGCUGUUGUAACAACUGAAGCUGCAACUACUGAAACAACAGAAGAUGCAGAAAUAACAGCUACAGCUGAAACAACAGAAGAUACAACAACAGCAGAUACAACAACAACAGCUGUAACAACAGAAGCUACAACGACAACAUUAGCAACAACACCAUCAACAACAAAUAUGAGAAAACGCGAGGUAAUCGAUUUAUAUAAGCGAAGUUACGAUGAAGUUUCAAAGAAUAACUCCGUAGUGGAUUUAGAAAGAAGAAACCGCCAGGAAGUUGGUACGAAGGUAACAACUUCAUCAUCAAACAUUGAUGAAGAUAUUAAAGAUUUAGGUUUACCGUCUGCAGCUGAAGAAACAAGUUUCAAUAGAAGAAAAAAAGUGAAAUCAUAUAUUUAUGACACAGACACAUUACUACUUGUGACUGCGUUAUUCAGACAUGGAAAUCGAACAGUGGAAAGGACACAAUACGAGAGAUAUCCAAACGAUCCCUAUAAAGAUUUAGAUUAUUUUCCCACUGGAAUUGGUCAGCUUACUAAGAAUGGUAGGAAAAGGGCCUUCCAAAUUGGUCGCCGAUUAAGAAAACGUUACAGACAAUUUUUGGGAGAUGUAUUUUAUCCAGAAAUAGUAGCAGCUCAAAGUACAAAUUUGGAUCGAACAAAGAUGACUUUAGAGUUGGUAUUAGCUGGUCUAUUUCCUCCUAGCAAAGAUGACGAAAUUAGUAAGGAACUUCAGGGUUGGCAACCAAUUUCGUUCAAUUAUUUGCCCUUAGCACAGGAUCCGGCACUAAUGCCAUAUUUCUGUCCAAAAUUCAAAACAGAAUAUAAAAAAGAAGUACAAUCACCAAACAACAAGUUGGUAUUCGGCAGAAACAACAAGAUAUUUAAAUAUAUUUCAGAUAACACUGGAGUAAACGUAACCGAUUUUGAAGCCGUUAACCGCUUAUUCUUAGGUUUCCAAGCAAAAGAAGAUUUAGGCCUAAAACUCCCAGAUUGGUUAAAGAGUAUAUAUCCUGAUCCCAUGGACAAGAUGUCAGCCAAGUAUUACUACCAACUGACGGGAACCAACGAAUUGAAGAAGAUGUUUGCUGGAAAUUUCCUACAGCAAGUGCUCGAAAAUAUAAAAAGGAAAAUGGCUGCCAACGAUGGUAAGUUUGGAAAGAAGAUCUACCUGUACUCAGCUCAUGAAUUCAAUGUAGCCGCCUUGUUGGCAUCUCUUGGAGUUUAUAACAAUCAUACGCCGAAUUAUGGGUCUUAUAUUAUAAUUGAACUCCAUGUUAAAGGAGGAGUGCCUGGAAUAAAACUCUUCUGGGAGAACUGGGAUGGUAGAGGACCCACAAUCUUGAAAUUGUCAGGAUGUCAAACUUUAUGUCCAUUGACGAAGUUUGUAGAAUUGAUUUCUAACAUACUACCAGAAGAAGGUAAAACUGCAUGUCAGUAAUUUUAAAUAUUAUAUUGACAAUUAUAUUUAAAUAAAAAAAUAAGUCGUAUAUAAA